GGCUGCAUGGCUGCACAGGCGCGGCAAGGAUUAGUUGUUUUCUAGUAACAGAUGUAAACCUAUUUGCAAUCAAUAUGGAACCGCGUAUAUUGACCUUAGACGGUCAGACAGGAGGAAAUCCAAACUUUGUUUUCUUCAAUUUGGUUGAAUUUUUCGUCGAUGCAGUCACCACCUGUUUCUCUCAUGGCGCUGACAAACUUUGCGUCCCCAUCGGCCUGAGCUCUCUAUCUGCGCUGCUUCUACUGCUAUCAUGCAUUCUGCUCGUGUAUCAGAGGUGCACAUUUCGCGGGAAAAAUCCGGGAGAAAGCAUCAUUCUCCUCUACAGCUUCCUCGGUAACCUGUGUAGCACAAGUGGAGCCAUUCUGUCCAGACAGUUUCAUAUUCAGAUUGUUUUGGGUGCUUUUGCUGCUGCUAUGGAUGGUAUCGGUUUUAUUUCUUGCUGCUUACCUGUACUCCUGUGCUGGAACUCAAAGGCAGAAAAGAGGAUGAGGAUGAUAAGGGGCCGGAGGAGGCAGCACCUCCUGGCAGUGUGUGUACUGAUGGUGGUUGCUGGUGGUUUUCUGAAGUCCAGGGACUCACACCAUCCUGUAGACGGGCAUCUCAGCGGGAGGAAGCUGCUGCAUGCCACCUUCCAAGACAACACUGAAAUCCUGGGUUACAUACUUGGCCUGCUGUCUUCUGUCAUCGCCUGUACCUCCAGGUUCCCUGCCCUCUGUAGAACAUACAGAGGGGAGAUGUUGACCUGUGCCCACAUCUUCUCUGGGCUCCUGUGCUCCCUGGCUAGUGCCCUGUAUGCUGCGGCCAUACUCCUCUACAGCACUCGGUUUGGGUUUAUUUUAAGAGUCAUGCCGUGGCUGCUGUCAGCGAUAUGCUGCAUCACCCUGGACCUUCUUAUUCUUGUCAUCCACUGGUGGAAGAGAGGAACAACACGGCAGCUUGUACAUUUUUCUCCAGACAGAGAAAACCUUUUAGGAGGAUCAGGCAUCCCGACUGAGGAUAACGAUGUCAUGAAGAGACAAAGAAAACAGCAAGUUCAUUCUUCAGCAAGGACUAAAAUAAAUCCUGUCCAGAGGAUGACUGAGAUGGGCGGUUAUAUGGAUGUCAGUCUUCAUCCUGUAGAAAAAACUUGCCUUCAGAAAGUGACGUUGUCCGAGGUGAAGGACCUGCCUCUCAACAUGACGCUGCGAGUGAUCGGAGGUGACCGUUUCUACUCCUCAGAUACAUCCUGUGAGUCUUCCCCUGUCAGCUCUGACCUGGAGGUGGGUUGGAGCCCUGUGUAGCCCUGUUGUGGGAUUUUGAAGAGGCAAAUGCCCCGUGGAGAGAACCAACAGCAAAUCAACAGGAGGGAGAAGAGUUUCCGACUCAAAGGCCAACAAACCCCAAACCCUUCUGCACCUGUGCCAUGUUUGGAUUCCCACAGAAAGUCCUGUCUUCGAGAAAAGAGAAUGAGAUGCAGCUUUGACAGAAAAACAAACAAAUGUCAUUAUCAAUUACUAAUGUGAUACACAUCUGGUGCAUUUAUUUGAGGGGAAAUAAAAAGAUAAAACACUAA
Molecule: messenger RNA, 1552 nt
Organism: Notothenia coriiceps (black rockcod)
Lineage: Eukaryota; Metazoa; Chordata; Actinopteri; Perciformes; Nototheniidae
Gene: tmem44
Product: transmembrane protein 44
Exons: 10
Coding region: 75-1280 (401 amino acids)
Cellular component (GO): membrane
Molecular function (GO): basic amino acid transmembrane transporter activity
Source: RefSeq, a predicted model, not a curated record